Messenger RNA from Nerophis lumbriciformis (worm pipefish), 1349 nucleotides. NCBI's taxonomy places the organism in Eukaryota, Metazoa, Chordata, Actinopteri, Syngnathiformes, Syngnathidae. The record is from RefSeq and is a predicted model, not a curated record.
CCUGGAGGGAAAACAAGGCGGAAGUUAGCCGGACGACCCUGAGACAAAAAAACGCCCGCUUGCCCGAUUUUACUCGAGUAAAAAAACAUUAAAAAUGUUAAAAGUGUUGGUCAGGGAACGACUGAUGGCGGCGGCGGAUGAAAUAUUCGCGCUGUUGGGAAAAACGAUCUCUUCGUACGAGGAGGAACUUUCCAGAAGCAAAGAGGAGAACGAGCGCCGUCGACAACACUUAGAAGCAGUUUGCAAGAGUGGAAGUGUGCUACAAAUUGAGGACGUCCAGCAGAUGAUUGUUCCUCAAGAACAACGUCCACCCUUACCUCAGGAGGGGAGCUCCACUUUGGAGCGGGUGCGUCCACAGCCCCCCCUCAUUAGCCAGGAGGGACUCUGGGUCAUCGGGGAGGAAGAGCGCCUUCUCGGGCCGAAGGAGGCUGAUCUCACCAAGUUGCCUCUGACUGUUGUCUCUGUGAAGAUAGAAGAGUAUGAAGACGAAUCACAAGCGGACGACCUCUCGGCGCCGCUGUCGGAUCAUAACGAAAUGUCGCACUCGACUGACGAGGAAGACAUCAACAACACCCGGGAACCGUCGAGCAGUGAUACGGACUGUGGAGAUGUCCAUCAGAUGAGUGGCCAUCACGAACGCCCCCCUCAACCACAGUGGGACGGCUUCACGUUGGAGCAGGAGGUUCAAGAGCCCGUCCACUUUAAAGAGGAAGAGGAGGCCCUUUGGAUCAGUCAUGAUGGAAACCACUGUGGAGGAUCAUAUGACGGGGCCAAGCUACCGCAAAGUGCUGCAGAGAAGCAGAGGCGCUAUCGUGCUCGGCGGGACGCCGACCCGGUGAGGAGAGAGAGAUAUUUAAAGAGAGAAAAAGAAAAAUACAAGACGGACGUAGAAUCAGGCAGGAGGAAACGGAUCGACGAAGUGGGUCGUAAAGAAAAGCACAGAAGACGGCAAAAGUGGAGAGAGACGUACCACAGGACGAAGGGAAGGAAAGAAGGUGUGCGUCACCUCGUCACGGCGCCCGGCUAUCACCAGUGCAAGCUGCAGAACCACGACCAAGCACUUCCAGGGAAUAUAAUCAGCGACGGACAAAUGUAUUGGAAUUUUCCAGGAAAUAUGAGGAAAAUGGAAAUGUUAACGACACCGACAAGAGGAAGCGGAACAACAGAGUUUCACAUAGUUUGAUGAGCGGAGUGUAAGAAACUCAAAAACCAAAAACUGUUCCUUUAGGACACAGUGGAACGUUUACAUGACAUUUUGGAUUUAAGACCAAAGUUAUUUUCUGUCUGCUCCGACCUUUUUUGGAUUGUUCAACCAAAUUUUGAGAGACGGAGACACGCACACGGUCUAA